CAAUGAUUGAACAUUCCACUCUUUCCAGGCUCUCCCUCCCUUCAAACUGACACGCACAACGCACACUAACAAGUCUCCGUAACGAUUACGCCCACUUUCUCCCCUUUUUUCUUUUAAUUUCUUUCAUCUAACCCACAAAAAUUACAUAUUUCGUUCACCUGAAGCGGGAAUUCCAUCAAUAAAGCAGAAGGGUUUCCUCUUCGCCAUUAGGGUUCCGUUUGAUUUCCUGGCAUAAGAAAAUUUGAAAUUCCGAUAAAGAAUAGAAUUUUCCGGUAAAUGUUUACUCCUCAGAAGAAUCCGUGGCCGGCGUUAUCAAUAACGCCUCGGAGCGAGGCCUUGGGGUCCGCGAGGAGCGGUGGGGGUCCAAGGACGACGGCAUCAAACCCUAGAAAUUUGGGGAAGGGCAAGGCGGUGAUGUAUAUUGACGGUCCGGCGGAGCCGCCUCCGCCACCGCCGCUGGGUCUGCUGAGUGACAAUGGGGGCCGGGAGGUGGGUGAGUUGGAGAAUAUGGAUGAUUGGAGGAGGUUUAGGGAAGUAGGGUUGUUGGAUGAGGCUACAAUGGGGAGGCGUGAUAAGGAAGCUUUGCUUGAGAAAAUUGCCAGGCUUGAACGUGAGCUGCUUGACUAUCAACACUAUAUGGGACUACUUUUGAUUGAGAAAAAGGAAUGGACCUCAAAGUUUGAAGAACUUAGAGAAUCUAUUGCAGAAGGCCAGGAACUACUCAAACGUGAGCAGGCAUCUCAUUCAAUUGCUCUAGCUGAAGUGGAGAAACGGGAGGAAAAUCUGAGAAAAGCAUUAAAUGUUGAGAGGCAAUGUGUGGCUGAUCUUGAGAAGGCUUUACGUGAAACACGUGUAGAGUGUGAACAGGUCAAGCUUACUUCUGAGACUAAGUUGGCCGAUGCUAAGGCUUUGGUAUCUGGAGCACAGGAUAGCUCGUUUGAAGUCCAAGAGAAGUUGAGUGCUGCCGAUGCAAAGCUUGCUGAGGCAAGUAGAAAGACUUUGGAGCUGGAUUGGAAAUUACUGGAGAUUGAAGCUCGUGAAAGUGUGCUUAGGAGAGAACGCAUGUCUUUAAAGGCAGAGCAGGAAGCACAUGAAGCUUCAUUUUCCAAGCAUAGGGAAGAUAUAAGGGAGUGGGAAAAGAAAUUGCAAGAAGGGGAAGAGAAAUUGUGCGAGGCUCGGAGAAUUAUUAAUGAAAGAGAAGAAAAGGCGAAUGGAAUGGACAAGGUUCUAAAGCAGAGUGAAAAGAUGCUUGAAGAAAAAAUGGAGAAGAUUAAUUUAGCUAAUUUGGUUCUGAAGGAGAAAGAACAUGAUAUAGAAGUUAGGCUGGAAAGCUUAGCUGUGAAGGAGGAGAAAGCUGAGUAUUUAAGGAGGCAACUAGAGGAAAAAGAGAAGGAGUUGAGUACUUUAACAGAGAAACUUAGUGCCAGAGAAAGAGUGGAAAUUCAGAAGCUUCUUGAUGAGCAACGCAUUGCUCUGGAUCUGAAGAACCAACAGUUCGAGUCUGAAUUGGAGGGGAAGAGAAGACUACUUGAUGAGGAAAUGAGGAAAAAGUCUGAUGAUUUGGAUGAGAAGGAAGCUGAAAUCACCCACAUGGAGGAAAAGCUGAGGAAAAGGGAGCAAGGAUUAGAAAAUAAAUCAGACAGAGUAAAGGAGAAAGAGAAGGAUGUUGAAGCAAAGUUGAAACUUUUGAAAGAGAAGGAGAAAAAUAUGAAGAAGGAGGAGAAAAAUUUGGAUUUAGUAAAGGAAGAAAUAAUUUCUGAGAAGGAAAGUUUGCUAGUUCUUAAAGAUGAGCUUAAAAAGAUGGAGGUUGAAAUUAGUCAAAAGCAACUAGAUAUUCAUGUUGAGAGUGAAAGGCUUAAAGUUAUUGAUGCCGAGAGGAGAGAGUAUGCUCGAUUGCAAACAGAGUUGAAAGAAGAAAUAGAGAAGUGCAGACUUAAGAAAGAAUUGCUUUUGAAAGAGGGGGAGGAUCUGAAACAGGAUAGAAAGAAAUUUGAGGAAGGUUGGGAGGCUUUGGAUGAAAAGAGAGCGGCUGUUACUGCUGAAUUGCAACAACUCACGGAAGAGAAACAGAUGUUUGAGAAGUUGCAGCACUCUGAAGAGGAUCGGUUGCGAAAUGAAAGGAUCGCCAAUGAGGACUACAUCAGGAGAGAAUUAGAGGUUAUCAAACUGGAGAAGGAAUCGUUUGCUGCUAACAUGAGAUAUGAGGAAUCUGUUUUAUCUGACAAAUAUCGAAAUGAACGUGACCAAUUGCAGCGUGAUUUUGAGGCUCAGAGAAUGAAUCUUGAGACUGAUAUGCUGAAAAAGCAGGAGGAAAUGGAGAAAAGUCUGCAGGAAAAGCGGAGAGAAUUUGAGUUGGAGAGAGAGACAGAACUUAGUAACAUCAAUUAUCAGAAGGAAGAAGUAAAGAAGGAAUUAGAAUAUUUGAGCUCUGAAAGAUUUAGCUUUGAGAGGGAAAAACAGGAUAUUGUCUCGAAUAGGGAACAGCUAAAGAAGCAACAGCUUGAAAUGCAGAAGGACAUUGAUGAGCUUGUCAUGCUGAGCGAGAAGCUAAAGGAUCAGAGGGGAAGAUUUGUACAGCAGAGGAGCCAAUUUCUUGCAUUUGUUGAGAGGCUCAAAAAUUGCAAAAGCUGUGGUGAUUCUGUUAGAGAUUAUGUACUUUCUGAUUUGGCUGAAAUUGAGCAUAAUGAGGCUUCUGCUCCUCCAAUGGAAGAUGAACUUUUGGAGAAGGUUUCUUCUUAUGGAACAAAAGUUGGAAGAUCUCCAACUGAGACUGAUUUGAAGUCUUCAGGAUCUGGUGGCCGUGUAUCUUGGCUCCAAAAGUGCACCUCAAGACUUUUUAACUUGUCCCCUAAAACGAUAAAGCAUUUGGGACCACAAAAUUUGGAGCAAACGGUCUUUGAUAGGCCGUUGUUUGUAGAUGGAAAAACUGAAGGAUCUAGUAUGGAUUUUAUUGCAAAAACUGCUGCACCUAGUACUUUUGAAGGAGCAGAUCAAUCUCUUGAAGUUGCUGCAUCAGGUGAUAACCUGAGUAAUGUGGAGGGUAGGAUACAGCAAGUUACCGAAGAUUCCCAGCAUACUGAGCGGAGAAGUGGUCAACAGAGACCUGAGAAAAAAACUAGGGGUCGACCUCGUAGAACACAUUCUGUGAAGGCAGUUGUAGAAGAUGCUGCUGUUAUUUUGGGGAACAUGCCUAAUGGACCUAUAAUCCAUGAGGAGCAACAGAAGAAUGCUAUCAAUGAUGAGAGUAGAGCAGAAUUAAGCCUUGCUGAUAAAACUGCCAGGAAGAGGACACGAGCUCAAAGUUCUAUUAUGACUGGGGGUGAGCUCGAGGCAGAUGGGAGUGAAGGACAUUCUGAAAGCGUCACAGCCGGUGGCCGCAGGAAAAGGAGGCAAACUGUUACUCCUUUACAAAACCCAGGGGAGAAGCGUUACAAUCUUAGACGGCAUAAGACCGUAGGAACUGCUACAGCUUCACAAGCUUCAGUAGACAGCAGGAAGAGGGUUGAAGCAGCAGAAGGCGGUGGUGAUGGAACUUUUGAAGCAGUAAAUGCUGAAGUUACUUCUGGACCAGUAGUUGAAAUCGCCAGUGACAAGCACAAUCCAAUUCCCUUAGUGCAGGUUACAUCUUACAAACGUGACGAAACUAGGGCUACAUCUGAUCAAGCUUUUCAGUUUAGAAGACCUGGGAGUAACUUGGAUGGUGAUGCUGAUGCAGCAGAAAUUGAAGUUGUAGAUUUUAGUGAGGUUAAUGGUACACGAGAGUAUAAUGGUGAAGAUGAGCAUGGGAGCACCUUGUAUAGUGAUGCUGGAGAUGACAACGACGACGAUGACGGAGAUGACUCCGAGCAUCCUGGUGAGACGUCAGUGAGUAGAAAGAUCUGGAACUUCUUCACAUCCUAAUAAAUUCCACUUCUGAGGGAGCCUUGGUUGUGUUCGGGUGGAAUGUUUCUUUUUUCAUUAGUAUAUCAAAGCCAAAGGAGGUUCAUUCUCCAGCAGUGUUGGUCGAUUUUGAUCAUUAGUGCUUUAUAGCUUUUAGGUUUAGAUCAGGUUGUUAGGUCCGCUGCCAUAUAUUACUGCAGAUGGUAGUUUAUCCCCCUUUUUCUAUUUUUACCAGCUUCUGUGCAUUUUCGUGACUCUCAUUCAUUUGUAGACCCUGAGCAGUUACAAAGAAGUUAUUGUCCAAUGUAAUCUGGGUUCUUGGGCCCGUUUGCAAUCGAACUAAUAUCAUAAGACUGUCGUCUUUGUUAUGCUGAUU
This is a messenger RNA of Coffea eugenioides, 4255 nucleotides long. Its product is annotated as protein CROWDED NUCLEI 2-like. Gene Ontology annotation, cellular component: nucleus. The transcript is spliced from 8 exons. Gene Ontology annotation, biological process: nucleus organization. The record is from RefSeq and is a predicted model, not a curated record. The coding region runs from base 277 to 3900 and encodes 1207 amino acids. Lineage: Eukaryota; Viridiplantae; Streptophyta; Magnoliopsida; Gentianales; Rubiaceae.